This is a messenger RNA of Colossoma macropomum (tambaqui), 6397 nucleotides long. RefSeq names its product exportin 7 (gene xpo7). The transcript has 28 exons. Lineage: Eukaryota; Metazoa; Chordata; Actinopteri; Characiformes; Serrasalmidae. The record is from RefSeq and is a predicted model, not a curated record. Gene Ontology annotation, cellular component: cytoplasm; nuclear pore. Gene Ontology annotation, molecular function: small GTPase binding; nuclear export signal receptor activity. Gene Ontology annotation, biological process: protein export from nucleus. Bases 86 to 3376 code for a protein of 1096 amino acids.
CUGCGUAAGCGCGGCGCUGCGUGUGGACAUAGGCACGCAUGCUCUUUGUCGAGGGGGAGUGAGAGGAGAGCAUGAAUGGAGCAAAAUGGCGGAUCAUGUGCAGAGCCUAGCCCAGCUAGAGAUCCUGUGCAAGCAGUUGUAUGAGACGACAGACACCAGCACACGUCUACAGGCUGAGAAAGCUCUGGUGGAGUUCACCAACAGCCCGGACUGCCUCAGCAAGUGCCAGCUGCUGCUGGAGAGAGGAAGUUCCUCUUAUUCCCAGCUGCUGGCAGCCACGUGUCUCUCUAAGCUCGUUUCUCGCACAAGCAACCCUCUGCCCCUGGAGCAGCGCAUUGACAUCCGAAAUUACGUUCUGAACUAUUUGGCAACCCGGCCGAAGCUCGCUGCCUUCGUGACUCAAGCCUUGAUCCAGCUGUACGCCAGAAUCACCAAACUCGGCUGGUUCGACUGCCAGAAAGAGGAUUACGUCUUCAGGAAUGUCAUCGUCGACGUCACCAGAUUCCUGCAGGACAGUGUUGAGCACUGCAUCAUAGGAGUCACCAUUCUGUCCCAGUUAACCAAUGAGAUUAACCAAGUAAGUUCCUCCGCGCUCUUCCACGAUGCAGAUACGACACAUCCGCUUACAAAACACAGGAAGAUUGCAUCAUCCUUCAGAGAUUCCUCUCUGUUUGACAUCUUCACGCUUUCCUGCAAUCUCCUCAAACAGGCGUCAGGCAAGAACCUGAACCUGAAUGAUGAAGGUCAGCACGGUUUGCUGAUGCAGCUGCUGAAGCUCGCCCACAACUGCCUCAACUUCGACUUCAUCGGCACGUCCACAGAUGAGUCCUCAGACGACCUGUGCACCGUCCAGAUCCCCACGAGCUGGAGAUCAGCCUUUCUGGACUCCUCGACACUGCAGCUGUUUUUUGAUUUGUAUCAUUCCAUCCCUCCCUCCCUCUCUCCUUUGGUUCUGUCGUGUUUAGUUCAGAUAGCGUCUGUUCGGAGGUCUCUCUUCAAUAACGCUGAGAGGGCGAAGUUCCUCUCCCACUUAGUGGAUGGAGUUAAGAGAAUAUUGGAGAACCCACAAAGUUUAUCAGAUCCGAACAACUACCAUGAGUUCUGCCGCCUGCUGGCCAGACUAAAGAGUAACUAUCAGCUCGGGGAGUUGGUGAAGGUGGAGAAUUAUCCGGAGGUUAUCCGGCUCAUCGCCAACUUCACCGUCACCAGCUUACAGCACUGGGAGUUCGCCCCUAACAGUGUGCAUUACCUGCUGAGUCUGUGGCAGCGGCUGGCCGCCUCCGUGCCGUACGUUAAAGCGACCGAGCCGCACAUGCUAGAGACCUUCACCCCCGAGGUGACCAAAGCCUACAUCACAUCACGCCUGGAGUCAGUCCAUAUCAUCCUCAGGGAUGGUCUGGAAGACCCUUUGGAUGAUGCUGGUUUGGUGCAGCAGCAGCUGGACCAGCUCUCCACCAUCGGCCGCUGCGAGUACGAGAAGACCUGUGCUCUCCUGGUGCAGCUCUUUGACCAGUCAGCUCAGUCCUACCAGGAGCUGCUGCAGUCCACCAACUCCAGCAGCAUGGACAUUGCCGUGCAGGAGGGUCGGUUGACGUGGCUAGUGUACAUCAUCGGUGCAGUUAUUGGGGGCAGAGUUUCCUUCGCCAGCACAGACGAACAGGACGCCAUGGACGGAGAACUCGUCUGUCGAGUUUUGCAGUUGAUGAAUCUGACGGACUCUCGGCUGGCUCAGGCUGGUAACGAGAAACUGGAGCUGGCCAUGCUCAGCUUCUUCGAACAGUUCCGCAAAAUCUACAUCGGAGACCAGGUGCAGAAAUCCUCAAAGCUGUACCGGCGGCUCUCUGAAGUUCUGGGACUGAACGAUGAGACGAUGGUGCUCAGUGUGUUCAUCGGGAAAAUAAUCACCAACCUGAAGUACUGGGGACAGUGUGAACCCAUCACCUCCAAAACACUACAGCUUCUCAACGACCUGUCUAUUGGCUACAGCAGCGUGAGGAAACUGGUGAAGCUCAGUGCAGUCCAGUUCAUGCUCAACAACCAUACGAGCGAGCACUUUUCCUUCCUGGGUGUGAACAAUCAGUCCAACCUCAGCGACAUGAGGUGUAGAACCACUUUCUACACGGCCCUCGGCAGGCUGCUAAUGGUUGACCUGGGUGAGGACGAGGAUCAGUUUGAGCAGUUCAUGCUUCCGCUCACGGCUGCCUUUGAAGCCGUCGCUCAGAUGUUCAGCACCAACACCUUCAACGAGCAGGAGGCCCAGAGAACGUUGGUGGGUUUGGUGAGAGAUCUGAGGGGAAUUGCCUUCGCCUUCAAUGCCAAGACCAGCUUUAUGAUGCUCUUUGACUGGAUCUACCCCUCCUACAUCCCCAUCCUGCAGAGGGCGAUAGAGUUGUGGUAUCACGUACCUGCCUGCACCACACCUGUGCUCAAACUGAUGGCUGAGCUGGUCCACAACAGGUCGCAGAGAUUACAGUUUGAUGUGUCAUCGCCAAACGGGAUCCUACUCUUCAGAGAGACGAGCAAGAUGAUAACAACAUACGGGAACCGUAUCCUGACUCUGGGCGAGGUGCCGAAGGAUCAGGUGUACGCGCUGAAGCUGAAGGGCAUUUCCAUCUGCUUCUCCAUGCUCAAGGCCGUCCUCAGCGGGAACUACGUCAACUUCGGCGUCUUCCGUCUCUACGGCGACGAUGCGUUGGACAACGCCCUACAGACGUUCAUUAAGCUGCUCCUGUCCAUCCCGCACAGCGACCUGCUGGAUUAUCCGAAGCUCAGCCAGUCGUAUUACUCUCUGCUGGAGGUGCUCACCCAGGACCACAUGAACUUCAUUGCCAGCCUGGAGCCCCAUGUGGUCCUCUACAUCCUGUCUUCUAUUUCUGAGGGGCUCACAGCACUCGAUACGAUGGUGUGUACGGGCUGCUGCUCCAGUCUGGACCACAUAGUGACCUAUUUGUUCAAACAGCUCUCCCGCAGCACUAAGAAAAGAGCAGCCCCCAUGGCCCAGGAGAGCGACCGCUUCUUCCAUAUAAUGCAGCAGCACCCUGAGAUGAUCCAACAGAUGCUGUCCACAGUGCUCAAUAUCAUCAUAUUUGAAGACUGCAGGAAUCAGUGGUCCAUGUCCCGGCCGCUGCUCGGCCUCAUCCUGCUCAAUGAGAAGUAUUUUGCAGAUUUAAGGAACAGCAUUGUGAACAGUCAGCCUCCGGAGAAACAGCAGGCCAUGCACUUAUGUUUUGAAAAUCUAAUGGAGGGCAUAGAGCGGAACUUGCUCACUAAAAACCGAGACAGGUUUACACAGAACCUUUCAGUAUUUAGGAGAGAAGUGAACGACUCCAUGAAGAAUUCCACGUACGGUGUAAACAGCAACGACAUGAUGAGCUGACAUUCCACCACACAGCACCAGGCGUGGCUCGGGCCGCCUCUGUCCACUCCCCCUGCCCCCCCGGCCCGGACGCCAGGGGACCACCGCUACGCAAGCCUGCACAUCCUAAACCCCUAAACACCACCCUCCACAUCCCCCCACCCAACACCUACACUGACCCCCUCCCCCCGUCUCUUCCUUCUCCCUUUUUAUAUAUAUACACAUAUAAAUAUAUACAUAUUUUAAAGCCAGUUUCUAGGGGUCUCCUGGCCGCAGUCUUUCCGGCUUGGACUCGAACGUCUGAGAGAGAGAGAGACAGAGAGAGAGUGAGAGAGAAAGAGAGCGGGGGGUCAGGGGAGUGGUGCGGACUGGGGUGUGUGGGAUGUGUUGGAGUCCAGGAUGGGUGUGGAUUAGAGCAGGGUUUGGGGUUGUGAGAGAGUUUAGAGUCGGGGGUUUUGGGGGCUUUGAAUGAGAGGGUGUGAAUGAGGGUAUGAUGUGGGUGGGUGCCAGCAUGAUUGCGUUGUAUUUCCAGCUGGAUGAGGGAGGUGGAAGGUUGCGUGUGUGUGUGUGUGUGUGUGUGUGUGUGUGUGUGUGUGUGUGUGUAAAAUGGUGCGUGUUUGGGGGUUGGGUUGGGUUGGGGGGUGGAUGAGCUGGAUUAUGUAGUGCUCUGCUUCUGCCUGCCUUGUAUAGAAACACACAACAAGAGAAGUGUACAUUUUUUUCAUAACAUUUUCAACAAUGUUUAUAAUUACAGUUUAAGAAGAAAAAAACACAAAAAAACAAAAACAAGGUGUGAUUGAAAACAAACAAAAAAAUCUUUUUACGAGUCUAGUUAGUGCAGCUGUGCUGAAGUGUGGGUUGUCUGUGUGAGGAGAGUUGUUAUUAUUCAGGCCGGGCGUGUUUUUGGGAGUGAUUGAAGGAUGGAGGGUGGAGGGUCAGAGGAUUUUACAAGAAAUACACGUUGUACAUUUUCCUCAAAACUGAACCCAGUGGGGAGGAUUCUGUAAAUACAUCUAUUUCACCUACGGUAAUGCCUGCUUGUGGCCAGAAGGGGGCGUGUAAUGACCCUAAAAUGACCCUGUGCUGUGGACAUGAGUUAAACUUCAACCUUCCCUGAGGCUGGUUUGUUAUCUUCCUGCUCUUCAUCACUGCUGCCCCAAAUAACAGGCCUCCUAAAGCGAUAGUUGGGCUAAUAAUGAACGUUUCACUGAUAACACCAUAAAUGAAGUCAAUCAGACGAGACGUGUUUGGUAUCUGAAGUUUGCCUCUUUAGUUUUAACGCUGGAGCCACAAGCCUAAUGUAGCUAAUAAACAUAGGUUAGCAUGGUGCCAACUGCUAAAUCAUCACAGGCUUGACACUGUGUGAUGUCACAAAUCCAGAUGAUCAGAGUUGUUGCUACUGCUGUUCUAGCUUUAGAACAUACUUCAGAGAACAGCAUGUCCUGCUGUUCAAAAUUACAUAAUUCAGUCACUGAGAUGUAAACAGAGUGAUUCAGAGUGGUUUGGUGUGAAAUGGUUCAGAUUUCUUUACAGUGGUGGUGAUGAGAACCUGGGGUCGCCAUGACUACAAGACAAAUAUAGACAUUUUAUUUCCUAUCCCAAAGUGAACUAGUGAACCUACAUGUGUCUUCUGAGUUUUAUAUGGAAUGUUGAUGACGGUAAAAUAGUGGAAAAUCUGAAAUAAGUUGUGUUUAGGGACUAUUUUGUCUCACAGCACCCUGCAUGUAUCCCUCCACCAUGACUGGAUUUAUUCAUGUCUUGGACGUCAGGCAGUGUAUUCAUAACCAUUUCAUGUAAUGACUUUCUGUGAGGGAGCUUUUAGAGGUGGACGUCUGGUUCCUAUCGCCACCACUGUGAACAAUUCUCACUCAGAGCAUUCCACACCAAACCACUCCGAAAAACUUUAUUCACAUCUUAACCAUUUAAUUAUGCAGAAAUUUUGAAAAUUCUCCUUUAACAACUCAUCACAGUUUGAGGCCAGCAUGUGAGGGUUUAGGCGUGCAGUUAGCACUAUGCUAAUUAGCUUCCAUUUCUUAGCUAAUUAUCCUUCUAGCUCCUGUGCUAAAACCAAAGAAGCAUCAAACGUCCUGGCUGAUGGACUACGUUUGGUUUUGUGGGGGAAACGCUGUAAAUUUGUAUUACAGAAGACUAUCCCUUUAACACAGGCCAGCCCAACUGAGGUUGAGCAGUUCGGUCAUUGCCGUGUCAGAGAGGGUAACCACUAAAUUGCCAAAUUGUGCAAAACUCCAGCCCUAAAGGACCACAGUUGGAAGUAAAACUGUCCAUCCCAGCAGGGAGAGUUUAUCAGCAUCCUGAGUGUACGAUUUCAUUCUGAAACGUUGAUCUCUACCCUUUAGCCUCUGAAGGUGUCUAUUCGUGGAAUGUGAUUUAGAUAAACUGACUCAUGGUUGUAGUGAAGUUGCUCAACUCAGAGCUUUUCGUCAACUUUGUUUGCCCUGACGUUUUUUAAAUCUUCACAGGCUUCCAGUAAAUCGUGGCUUUGUCGUCGAGCUGGCGUUGUUUGGUAGCGAAGCCUGUAGGAUGUAGCCGUGUACUUUUUACGAAGAACCUGGUACUUCUGUCAUCACAGCAGGAGCCCAUCACCCCUGCCGGUUGCCUCUAGCUUUACCCCCCUCUUAUUCUCCCCCCACCUUUAAAAUCAGUUUAUUUUUUUCCCCCCUCUGAUGAAUUCCAAUUUGUUUGUUUUCUUUUAAAUAACAAGAAAAUAUUGCAUCAGAACUAUGGUAGAUUUAAAAACCAGAAUCAGAAAGGAAUAUUUUAGCAACUUGUGCUACUCUCAACAGAUGUUGCUGCUAACUGUUUGUGAAGAAACUAGCUCAUCUCUUUAACCAUGUCCAAGACUCAUGGAUGUUCAUUUAAGUUCCUUUUCUUUCCUCUUCCUGGUUCCCUGAUGUGAAUGUGUCUGUUUGGCGACUGUGUGUUGAGUCCUUUGAGUGAUAAGGUAGCUGGUUGAAUUGUUUGGAUGUCUGCUACAUAUAGUGUAAGCAUUGUGACUGCAAAAUAAACGUCAUUGGUUUGUAA